Juglans regia (Persian walnut) is the source of this 1867-nucleotide messenger RNA. RefSeq names its product cytokinin dehydrogenase 1-like. NCBI's taxonomy places the organism in Eukaryota, Viridiplantae, Streptophyta, Magnoliopsida, Fagales, Juglandaceae. The coding region runs from base 133 to 1770 and encodes 545 amino acids. Gene Ontology annotation, biological process: cytokinin metabolic process. The transcript is spliced from 5 exons. Gene Ontology annotation, molecular function: cytokinin dehydrogenase activity; FAD binding. The record is from RefSeq and is a predicted model, not a curated record.
UCCUCUCUGCCUUUCAAUUUCUUGGGCUCUUCCACACCUCUCCUUCUACUUUGCCUCACAAAAGAGAGCAAAGAGAGAGAUCUUUCUCCCUCUCACCCUCUCUCUGUCUCUCUCAACAUAUCCCAACAAAAGAUGGGGUCACCACCUUCGUGCUUCCUCAAGCAGAUCACCAUUAUAGAAAUAAAAAUUUUCAUGAUUUUAUUCAUAAGCUGUAUACUUUAUGAAACCAAUAUUUGUUCUAGCGACUCUCUUGACACCCUAACGGUUCCACCUCGUUCAAAUUCGACCAAUAUUCUUUCAUCAUUGGAAACACUUCCUCUAGAUGGUUACUUCAGUUUUGAGAACAAUCACCAUGCAGCCAGGGACUUCGGCAACAUGUAUCAUUUCCUCCCUUCAGCAGUCCUGCAUCCAAAAUCAGUGCCUGAUAUUUCCACCACGAUAAGGCAUAUUUUCCAGAUGGGUUCUGCUUCGGAGCUAACAGUUGCUGCUAGAGGCCGUGCUCACUCUCUCCAGGGUCAAGCUCAAGCCCAUCAAGGCAUAGUUAUCAGCAUGGAAUCACUUCAGGCACUAGAAAUGCAAGUUCACACUGGGGAGAUGCCUUAUGUGGAAGUUUCAGGUGGCGAGUUGUGGAUAAAUAUUCUGCAUGAGACACUUAAACAUGGGCUGGCACCUAAAUCUUGGACAGAUUACCUUCAUCUCACCGUUGGGGGUACUCUAUCAAAUGCAGGAAUAAGCGGGCAGGCAUUCCGGCAUGGACCCCAGAUCGACAACAUCUACCAGCUGGAGGUUGUCACAGGAAAGGGAGAAGUGGUUACCUGUUCGGAGAAGCAAAACAACGACCUCUUCCAUGCUGUUCUUGGUGGCCUUGGACAGUUUGGCAUAAUCACUCGAGCUAGAAUUUCUCUUGAAUUAGCACCAAAGAUGGUGAAAUGGAUUAGAGUGCUCUACUCAGAAUUCUCCAUAUUUUCCAAGGAUCAAGAGCACUUGAUAUCAUCCGAGAAUACAUUCGACUACGUCGAAGGAUUUGUGAUUAUAAAUAGAACAGGACUUCUUAAUAACUGGGGAUCUUCUUUCAGUCCCAAGGAUCCACUUCAAGCCCGUGAAUUCAGUUCAGAUGGAAGAACUCUGUACUGUCUUGAAAUGGUCAAAUACUUCAAUCCGGACGAGACUAAAACUAUGAAUCAGAUUACUGAGAACUUAUUGUCAAAGCUGAGUUAUAUUCCAUCCACACUCUUCCACUCAGAAGUUUCUUAUGCGGAGUUUCUGGAUAGAGUGCAUGUGUCUGAGAAAAAACUACAAGCAAAAGGUUUAUGGGAAGUUCCUCACCCAUGGCUGAAUCUUCUCAUCCCCAAGAGCACAAUUUCUGACUUUGCCAAGGAGGUCUUUGGCAACAUUGUUAUGGAGACGAGCAAUGGCCCUAUCCUUAUCUACCCAGUCAACCAAUCCAAGUGGAACAAUAAAACAUCUUUAGUUACCCCAGAUGAAGAUGUUUUCUACCUAGUGGCAUUCUUAUCCUCCGCAGUGCCUUAUUCUACAGGAACAGAUGGCUUAGAGCACAUUUUAACCAAAAACAAAAGGAUUCUAGACUUUUGUGCCACAGCCCAACUUGGAAUGAAGCAAUACCUGCCCCACUACAAUACACGAGAAGAGUGGCAAACUCACUUCGGCUCCCUUUGGAAAGUAUUUUUACAGAGGAAAUCAGCCUAUGACCCUUGGGCAAUUCUUGCUCCUGGACAAAGAAUCUUCCAGAAGGCAAUACGCACCUCAUGAUGCAUUAGUGCUAGCCUCGCAUAUGAGCCACAUAGUAUAGAAAUGACCAUAAAAUGGUAAACUAGGACAGAAUAUCGUAAACAUCUUUGCCUUUCAA